CAUCCCAUAAUCAAAUGAAAAAUAAUAUGGGGAAAUGGAGGAAAAGAAUUAAAAAAAUUCGAAGAACAUGAAUUAUUGUGAAUGGAUUACAAAUAUUGAAAAUUGUAAUUAAAUUAUAAUUGAUGUGACUCGGGGAAAAAAGUGAGUAAAGUGAAAAAGUUUGUCGGAGGUUAUAGCUAACGUCGAAUAUCUUUCCAACCAUUUUCAACCUUUAGCCGCCUAUAGAAAAUUUUGACAUGAAAAUAGCCUCACAGUUGAACUGCGUCAUCAGCUGAUGCAGUCGUUCCUUCAAUUUUAAUUAAGCAGGACAGAAAAAGUAAGAAAUAACGAGAGAGAUAAAAUAUAUAUUAAUGUAACGUAUCAUCAUUACAAAAUCUAUACGAUCUUUAUAUACGUCCAUUUCUGUAUAUUGAGAGGGGGAGAGAGAUCGACACUUAUGUACAUGUAUAUAGUACAUAUUUCAAUAUAGGAUUUGUCGGGUACAAAUUUCAUUUUUUUUUGUCGAAUUAAUAUUAUAAUUCGCUUGAAAAAACAGUAAAAUGGCUGAUAAUGCAUUGGGUGAACUCAGCAGUGAUCAAACGGAAAAGGUUCUUCAAUUCCAGGAUCUGACGGGAAUUGAAGACCUCUCUAUUUGUCGGGAUGUUUUGCAAAGGCACAAUUGGAACUUGGAGGUUGCAGUACAGGAGCAACUCAAUUUGUACGAAGGCAGACCAUCCAUGUAUGCACAAGACUCAAGAGCAAGACCACCAGCUGUUGUCGACGAUACCAAUUCGAGAAUUUAUUUCAGCCCAUCCGGAAGUUCUGGAAGUAGUGGUGGUUUUUUAUCGUUUAUAUUUUCCAUGUGUUAUAAUUUAGUUACAAGUAUUCUGCACAUUCUAUUUGCUAUAUUCAGGACGAAUGUGAGACCGGUAUCGGCCGAUCCUGUCCAAGAUGUCGUCAGAUUCAUAAAUUUAUUUGAGGAGAAGUACGGUGUGAAUCAUCCAGUAUUCUAUCAAGGAUCGUACAGUCAAGCCCUUUCUGAUGCUAAACAAGAGUUGAGAUUUUUACUCGUUUAUCUUCAUAAAGAUGAUGCACAGACUGUCGAGCAAUGGUGCAGAAGGAUUCUCUAUUGGAAGGCCUCUCUACUAAAGAUUUCUUUGACUAAUGCAGAGUUGAUUCGUUUCAUCAACACUCACACACUAUUCUGGGCUUGUAAUAUAAAAUCUGGAGAGGGUUACAAAGUAGCUGAAGCACUGAAGGCUGGUACUUAUCCAUUCCUCGCUCUGAUUGUUUUGAAAGAGAACAGGAUGACUAUCGUGGGAAGGCUGGAAGGGACCCCCUCAGUAUCUGAACUGAUGGUUCGCCUCAAAACUAUAAUUGAUAAUAAUGAAAUCAAUUUAAUUCAAGCACGUCAUGAAAGAGCUGAACGCAGUGCAAAUCAGUCGUUGAGACUUCAACAAGACCAAGCCUAUGAAGAGUCUCUUCGGGCAGAUCAAGAAAAAGAUCGUCGAAGAGAGGAGGAGAAGAGAGCGAAAGAGGAACGAGAAGCACAGCAAAGAGCUGAAAUAGAUGCUCAGGAGAUGGAAAUUCAACGUAUUCAACGUGAGAAGGAAUUAGCUGUUCCAAAAGUACCUGUUGAGCCUGAACAGGGCCAUCCAAAUUCUUGUCAUCUUCAGAUUAAACUGGGUGAAAGAACAAUUAUUCGAAGGUUUCUCAUGUCAAAUACGGUUGAGGAUGUUUACUACUGGAUAUUCAGUCAACCAGAUUCGCCAGUCAACUUCGAAAUAACUACGAGUUAUCCAAAGAGAAUUCUCUACCCAACAGUGGAAAUUUUAAGCCUCUUCAAAGCUGGUCUCACGCAUAGAGAGGUCCUACACGUUAAUGAUUUAGAUGAUUAACAAAGAUUUAGGAAAAACAAAAUUAAUUGUUUUUCUUUUGGAAAAUUUUUAAUGCUGUAUGGCAUAUAGAGAGACUCAGACCGACUAUACAUACUUUAUCUCAAAAUAUUUUAUGCUUCGAGUUCAUUUGGUUGUGCACUAGUUUUCAUUUGCCAAAGUAAAAAUUGCUCUUUUCUCCAAUGUCUGACAUAAAAAUUUGACAAGCGAUUUUUUCUUCUUUCUUGUUUACUCAUUGCGGGCGAUAAAGACAAAAUUAAAUAUAAUUCAUUCAACAAUAACGUGAAUCAAUUUAAUACAAUGAUAUCAAUGCGAUGAAUCAUUUUAUGGAGCUUACACUGAGAAAAAUAAUUAUUUUUGCUUAAUAUUUAUGGACUUCAGCGAAGUAUUAAUUUUAUCAAUAUUGUGUUUCCUGAUUAGGUUUUAAUUAUGUUAAUUAUAUUAUUCUAUAACUUCUUUAAUAAUUGUAAACAUUGAAAAGUUCAUCGAAAUUCUUUCCUCUCGAAAAUCAGAAGUUUAGAAAAAUGAGAAAUCAUUAAGAGAUUUUAUUUAAGGUUCUGUGCAACAUAGACAUUCUCAAGAGCAACAAUAUAAUUUUGGAAAAACAUAUUUCUCACAUGUCAAUGAAUAUUUGGCAGAAAUCAUUCUUUUUACUCAGUGCAUCACAAUUUCCCGCAAUAUUAUUAGAAAAUGAAUGGCAGCACGCAUUUUUUUUUUGUUUUCCAACGAUUAUUCAUGUGUAAUAUCGAAAGGCAUUUAUCAAUUUUCCGAUCUUCUAAUGGAAUACAUUUGGAUUUUUAUUUGUUCUCUUCAUAUUUAUUAGUAUCGCCAUCAACUAGGCAUUGUUGUAUACCUGUGGAAUCAUAUGAGAUACAUCAUGAAAUUGACCUUCAAAUUAUUGUAUAAAAAUUUGAAUUUUUGCGUUUUUUUUUCAAAUACAAUAAGAUUUUAUAAUAACUUUGUAAUAAGCACAGAGAGAUAUGAUUGUGCUGAGUGAGACGAAGUGAUGAAACCGUAAGAGAGACAAAAUGAAUAUUGAAUGAAAUUAGUCAACGUUUCUAUUACAAUAUUAAGAAUAAAGUAAUAAUGAAAAAUAAAUCUACCAUAAUUUUAUAAAUCAAUUUCACUUGUCAAUACACGAGUGAAUAAUUUCUUUUGUCAUUCAAUUCUCGAAGAACAUGUCAAAGAUGAGGAUUUCUAUUUCAAUUUUCGGUGGAAUAGAAAUAAAACUUACAUAAAUGAGCAAAAUUGCAAUAAACAAUCCAUUGCAGAACAAAA
Messenger RNA from Diachasmimorpha longicaudata, 3152 nucleotides. It is a transcript of the gene Faf2, whose product is annotated as FAS-associated factor 2-B. The transcript is spliced from 8 exons. The record is from RefSeq and is a predicted model, not a curated record. NCBI's taxonomy places the organism in Eukaryota, Metazoa, Arthropoda, Insecta, Hymenoptera, Braconidae. Bases 540 to 1877 code for a protein of 445 amino acids. Gene Ontology annotation, molecular function: ubiquitin binding. Gene Ontology annotation, cellular component: endoplasmic reticulum.